AUGGCAGGAAUGCCUGAUACCGCAAAGUCCCUCCAGGCGCACCUCGAAGGCUUCACAAAUGCUACAGACCUAGAUGUCAAGCUUGUUGACACCUUCCGAUUACAGCUAAACGAGGAAAGUCGCAAAGCUGCUCUUCCCAUCUUCCUCCCUCUUCUCACAAAGACCUUGCCGCUCACCAGCAGCCCUCAGCCGCUGUGCGCCCUUCUCAUAUCCCUCCUGGAGCCUAUCCGCUUCAGUGAGCUACUAACAUUGACAACGCCAGCGGAAAUCCUCCCGACUCUCACCUUCCCAAAUGCUCACAUCCAGCUUAUGGGACUUAAGUUGCUCCAGAAGUCUACUGCUUCGCCGUCUGAGGCUCGUUCUCUUGCUAGUCAUCCUGAGCUCGUCGCUGCAAUUGUUAAUCUCUCUCUUGUUGCUUCGAACACGGAUGUGGCAGACCUCGCUGCUAGGACUUUACUUGAGCUAUUAUCCAUCGACAAAGUUGGCCCUGGUGGCGUCGGUGAAGGCUUAAUCUGGCGACGCGUCUUCGGCGACAAGGACAUUUACCAAUCCUUCUUCGAUAACUGCUCAUGGAGGAAUAAGUCUGCCUCUAUGUCACGAGCUGAGAAAACGCUGGCGCAAGCUCGUUUAUUGUCAAUGAUACCAAAGAUGGCUGGUAUGAAUUGGGACGUCGUUUCCCGCUCACAUUUCCCACAGGUGGAAGCUAGAUUCGAAGGUGAAGGCACGCUAGACGGUUUACUCGGGUUUGCAACGGCAAUGGUAGAGAUGGAGUUUGAUGUGUUAAUGUAUAUGACCGUUAUCGAAUUUUACUCCGAAUUCCUCCUUGUCGGACCAACAUUGGAGCGAGGGACAUCUGCUGGAGAGAAAAUCUACUCCACAUCAAAAGGUUUAGAAUACCUCAUAGCCAACAACCGACAUCAAAGCACGAUCGCGCUCUACACCACACCACCUGGCGAGCAAUCAGACCAAUUCACAGCAUCAUUCCUAACCUCCAGAUCAGCCAGUUACAUCGCCAACUAUUCGACACACUUUCCAACACAUCUACGAGAAUCAAAAGACCUGUUACCAAAGGUCCUAAAGGCCCUAGCGACAUACAUCCCUGGCCCUUCUGGACAAGGUCCUCAUUCUCGCAGCCUCCAUUUGCUCGCGAGCUUACCACCAACUCAGGUUUUACCGAUUGUGGUGGAGAUCCCAUUGGCGCCUCCGCAUCCAGACUAUCUCAAGACGUUGGCAACGAUUUUGCCAGCGGAUGAGAAGCUUUACAGGGAGUAUCUACGAAAAAAUCCUAGUUUCUACAAGAAGUUGGUCGAGUACGCCAGCGUCAUUGCUUUGAAGGAGAAUGCACAAGCAAGUUUGAGGAUGAUGAAGGGAUUGGCUGGAACAGAAUUCGGGUUGAGGGAGAUUGUUGGAAAUACAAGCGUGAUGGAAUUCUUGGUAACUAUACCACAAAGGGUUAACAUCGCGGCAGGCCGGGGAGGAGAUGAAGGCAGUGCCUUUGGGAUUGCGGUUAGCAGGUGGGAAGUUGUCGAAGUUGUGGCUAAGGGAAUGGCAGGCGGUGGCACAGAUUUCGACAAUGCCCGAAGGGUUUGGGGAAAGGUAAUCAAUGAGAGGGUUCAAGGAGGUGUCUACGGUGCUGGAGCCAGCGGAUUAUUCAGCAAGGCUGGAGGUCAAGUCGCUUGGGAGGGAAUGUAA
Messenger RNA from Orbilia oligospora ATCC 24927, 1692 nucleotides. RefSeq lists its product as uncharacterized. Bases 1 to 1692 code for a protein of 563 amino acids. The record is from RefSeq and is a predicted model, not a curated record. The transcript is spliced from 2 exons. NCBI's taxonomy places the organism in Eukaryota, Fungi, Ascomycota, Orbiliomycetes, Orbiliales, Orbiliaceae.